Nestor notabilis (Kea) is the source of this 2070-nucleotide messenger RNA. RefSeq names its product aryl-hydrocarbon receptor repressor (gene AHRR). Gene Ontology annotation, biological process: regulation of transcription by RNA polymerase II. The coding region runs from base 1 to 2070 and encodes 689 amino acids. NCBI's taxonomy places the organism in Eukaryota, Metazoa, Chordata, Aves, Psittaciformes, Psittacidae. Gene Ontology annotation, cellular component: nucleus; aryl hydrocarbon receptor complex. The record is from RefSeq and is a predicted model, not a curated record. Gene Ontology annotation, molecular function: transcription cis-regulatory region binding; nuclear receptor activity. The transcript is spliced from 9 exons.
AUGACCAACAUUAUCACUGGCGGCAAAUAUUUACAACCCAUUCAAGAAAAGCACUUUAAGAAGCAAGUUGGCCAAACGAUAAAAGAAGACAAUAUAUCUAACAAGACUGCUGUACAAGAAGGUGGACUUCUACUAGAAUCACUGAACGGUUUUGCAUUGGUGGUGAGUGCAGAUGGAAUGAUAUUUUAUGCGUCAUCAACGAUUGUGGACUAUCUAGGGUUUCAUCAGACUGACGUAAUGCACCAAAACAUAUAUGAUUACAUUCAUGUGGAUGAUCGCCAGGAUUUCUGUAGACAACUGCACUGGGCCAUGAAUCCUCCCCAGAUGUUAUCUGGACAGCAACUACAGACAGAAACAGGAGAAGAAUAUAUUCUCAGUAAAUUGUUUAAAGCACAAGAGAAUGACAGCAUGACAACAGAUUAUUCUUCCUUUUUAACUCGUUGUUUCAUCUGUCGAGUUCGCUGCUUGUUGGACAGUACUUCUGGUUUCCUUACAAUGCAGUUCCAAGGCAAACUAAAGUUUCUUUUUGGACAAAGGAAGAAGUCCUCAUCAGGAACAGUAUUGCCACCUCAGCUGUCAUUAUUCUGCAUAGUGGUACCACUUCUGCUCCCUUCUGUGACAGAGAUGAAGAUGAAAAGCCUGCUUGUGAAAGCAAAACACAAAGCUGAUGAUGCAGCAGCAGUGAAUACAAACUCCAGUUCCAAAAGUAAUUCAGGGCUGUGUGAAGCAGCAGAUUUAUAUGGAAGAAACAGUCAUCAUGAAGGUGCCGCUUUCACUAAUGUAUUACAGAUUGCUGAAAACCAAAUCAAAGCAAAGAAUAAUGGAGAAAACGGCAUUUCUCUAGUCAAAGUACAAAAAAGUGAAGACCACUGGGUCUGGGUUCAAGCCAACACUCAACUUCUGUAUCGGAGUGGUUGUUCAGAAUAUGUCCUUGCCCAACAGCAAAUGUUAAAGGAAGAAGAUGAACAACUGAAGAUACUAAGUGGUUUUGCCAGUUUGAAGGGAAACCUGGAGGGACUUUCCUAUAACAGUGCCAUUGAAACUCUGGGCCAGUGGAAGCAUCUUAACUGGACAGCAGUAAAAAAUGAACCAGAUAAUGUAAAAGUGAAGUUUGAGCCACAUACAAACGGUGAGUGUUUUAUGCAAGAGGAACCUCUCAGUUCCAACACAUCAGUUUUAGGUGUCCAAAACAAUUGCACCACAAAUAAUAGCUGGACUUUAAGAAACUCAAGCUCUUGUUCUGUGAACCAGCGAAUGAAUACAUGUUCAAACAGGAGAGCUGCAUCAUUCUACAACAGAGACCAAAGCUUAAAUUUAGUAUCAACUUGCCCUUCCCACUGGGGGAGCGCAGAAAGCUGCCAGUCUUACUCAGGUGUACAACAGCGUUGUGCGGAGAACUAUGCAACGGACCAUCUGAAAAUGCAGAGACCGUUCAUAUCCUCAGAGUCUCUCUAUGACACAGCCUUUCCCUUGGAGAUGCCUAUCAAAACAGAGUACGAUUCUGAUUCUGAAAACAUUGCUGAUAACUACCUGAUGUCACAAAACCGAGCCUGGGUGGAUGAGAACGGCUCGGUGAGAAAGCAGGUGUUUAGCUACCCCAAUAGAGUGCAUCUCAAAACAGAACUGGACCUCUGUGAGCCAGCCUCACCUUGUCAGAAGCCAAGGCACUGCCUUUACACACCGCAUAAUUGGCAGUGCAUUGUAGCAAAUCAUCCCAACAACCUAAACCUGAACAGAUCUUGCAAGGGUUCACGUAACAAGGAGGUGGCCCCAUUUUACCCUCAGAACUCCUCCGGGUGUUUGGAAAGCAUGCCUGACCUGAUGCACACAGCGUGCUACAGCCACUUCUACAGCCCCAGCCCAGGAGAGGAGAAAGAGCAGAAUAAUGAGGGGUUUAAAAUGCCAUAUGAAUUUAAAAACCCCUGCUUGGUUCAAGCAAUCAAGCGUGAACCUCUGGAUUCUCCACCAUUGUCCAGCAGUGGACAGAACAGAGUACACACGAGCUUCCCUGAAAAUACAUUAGCAGGUCCUGUGCCUCAUAAAACCACAGAAUGUACAUUUUUACAAUAG